Molecule: messenger RNA, 674 nt
Organism: Prorocentrum cordatum
Lineage: Eukaryota; Dinophyceae; Prorocentrales; Prorocentraceae
Source: the annotation of a GenBank genome assembly
GGUCCGCCUGGUUCACUGUGAAGACGAUCCCGAACGAGUGCCAGCAGCUAGACGAGGUCAUCCCGAAGGCCGGCGACGUCGUCUGGGGUGAGAGCGGGCUCUACCGCACAGCGGGCGGCUUUGUCGCGCCGAUCGAGCUCCACCCCGUCCCGUUGCUGGGCGACGUGCUGGACAAGCUGGGCGACGACGACGCUCGCAUUCUCGGCCCGUUCCAGCGAACGCGGGAGGGCCGCAGGCACCGCGACUUCCGCGAUGCCGUCGCGGAGCAGCACGACGACUUCCCGUUCGUAGGCGAACGCAGUUUGAAGUGGCUGUGCGAGUACAUUGUCGACCACGGUGGCACGCCCGACGGCCGCCGCACCAAGUGGAUGAUGGGCUUCUCGAUCGAGCUCGGGGUCACCUACGAUCAGGCGGACGGCUCGAACCUUGCCUGCGUGGGGGUGGCGUCGAGGGCCUACCAGCUGAUCGAGGAGACCAUGGGGGGCAUGGAGAUUGAGGGCGUCGAGCACUACACCGGCCGCCAGAACCAGAGCGCCCGCCGCGGCGUCGCCAUGGCGCCAGGCAUCGCCAAGUACGCCACCGACCAGCUGGCCAAGGAGACGGAGAUCCAGAAGCAGCGUCGCAAGGCGCACGAGGAGAAGACCGCCCAGUCGGGCAAGAAGAAUCAGGGGUGA